Messenger RNA from Cherax quadricarinatus, 826 nucleotides. Lineage: Eukaryota; Metazoa; Arthropoda; Malacostraca; Decapoda; Parastacidae. The record is from RefSeq and is a predicted model, not a curated record.
UACCUGCAUGCCAGCACAGUAUAAGAGGGAAGGGAAAUCAGUUUACAAUGCAUACAACACAGUUUAUUACUGAUGGGAGCUCAGAGGAGUUUUUGGCAGUCUUGAAAUUGUAUCCAGAUGCCCUCAAAAUCAAAGCAUCUCAGAAGAAGAAACGAGGAGAGAGCCUUGAGCAGCUGGAUAAAUGGUUCCAGGAAGAGCUAGGUCAGGUGGCACUAUCACGACAGCCUCCACACAUAACACUAGAAGAGCUGGUGCGUCUUAUGGACUGGAAGCUAUCUAGAGGGAAAUUUCGUCCACGCCUAAUGGACCUUGCUGCAUCCAAUAGUGAGGAAAGUGUUAAAAAUGCCUCUCAAGAAGGUAUUCAGCUGGCAACCCAAAGCAAAAUAAAACAUGCUAUUCAAGCAUUAGUUAUUCUGAAGGGUGUAGGCCCAGCAACAGCAUCAGGCAUACUAGCUGCAUGUGUACCAGAGAAGUGCUGCUUUUUUGCAGAUGAAGUAGCAUAUGCCAUUCCAAGUCUGACCUCACUUAAGUACACUGCUGCAGAGUAUGAACUGCUAAACUCUGAAAUGGUCAGCUGCGCAAAACGGCUCAAUUGUGAUUAUCAGAAAGAUCAGGAAGCAAAUAGUGCCAUUAAUGAGAAGUGGACACCACACAAAGUUGAAAUUACAGUUUGGACUCACAAUAUCCUUCACCAGUAUAAACCAGAGUUACUGUUAUGUGCAGAAGGAAAAAGAAAUACCGAUGAAAAGGAAGGACAGGUAUCAAAGAAACUUAAGACUUAAAACAGACUGACUUCAAUAAUUGUAAAUAAAGGAAGAGUACAAUA